Molecule: messenger RNA, 1800 nt
Organism: Cylindrotheca closterium
Lineage: Eukaryota; Bacillariophyta; Bacillariophyceae; Bacillariales; Bacillariaceae
Source: the annotation of a GenBank genome assembly
AUGGUAUCCAUUCGAAAAGCCAAGAAAGGGUUUCAGCUACGAAAACGAGCUGGAGGAAGCAACAACACUGAUUCUAAUGCCGUUCAAGAUUGCAUGGAUUCCGUCAAACAGAGACUCGAAGAUCGAGAAAAGGCUGGAAUGGUCAUUAUUGGCAUGACCUUGAUGACCAUGUUUUUACUCCUGGCAAUUCUGUUUCGAUCCGAUUCUCAAUUGCAAAAGAGUCUGGACGAGAAGACCUUGUUUUCCAAACUCCGUCGGACCAAGGCGCAUCCUCAAUUACAAGAUAACAAGGCCAAGAAACCCAUGAAGGACACUAUGAAUGCAGUGGCAUUGGAUAUUUAUCAAGUCUUGGAUUGUGAGAAAUUCUUUAAUGAAACCUUGGCAGAAAUGAAGGGCGACGACGAGAAAGCCUUGAAAGGAAACGAUCGAAGACUGCAAGAAGUAGAAGAUGAACAACACGGAGAUGACAACACCUUUGAUGUUGGAGGAGAGCUUGCAAAUGAAAACGAGGAGGAGGAGGAUGCGGCAGAUGAUAAGUAUGCUGGACAGGCCAACCGAGCUGGAUUGGGAGAUGGCCCUGGUGACAGUCCCAUGGACGACGACUUUGGUGGCGGGAUGGGUGGAGAAGUAGACUUUGAUGCUGUGGCCAUGAAUGCAAGGCAUUUAUUUUGUUUGGCAGCUUCCCCAGAUCCACCGGCCAAGAUUGUAAAGGAAAUCAAAUGUGACGCUUCGGAAACCAAACGAUCCACCUUAUUGAAACUAUGGUCGUCCGCGCGGGCCCAAGGAAUGAAUCCUGAUACUCUCAAGGAAGUCUUGGAGGUGACCGAGGAGCGUAUCGGAGAAAUCAUUCAGAGUCAAUCUUACAAUAUUUGGUCGCCCAGAAACGACGAUGGAACUCAAUUUGUGAUUAAUCAACUGAAUUCCGAUCGAAAUGUCGACAAUGGUGGUAUUUUGGGUCUCUCGGAAUCUCUCGGAGAAGGCAAACUCUUUGUCGAUGUGGGCAGUUGUUUGGGGCUCACGACCUUGGCUGUCACCAACAAGUAUCCUGGUACACAAGUCGUCAGUAUUGAGCCAGCGUCCCCCAAUUGGUUGAUUCAAGAAAUGAAUUUGCGGUGCAAUUUGGACGAUGAUACCUUUCAGCACAAAAUCAAGGUGGUAUUGGCAGGAGUAGGGCCCAAUGACAGUGACGAAGACAACAUGAUGGCCAAAUUGCUAUGGCGAUCUUCCUCGACCACUUCGGCUCGGGCUUGGACUCCGGAAAAUGAAACAGCGGACAUUGCUGAAAGCAAGGACAUUGAAUUGGUGGUUCGAUUACGUAAACUGAAAUCUGUCUUGGCGGAAGCCGAAGUGUAUGGACCACAUACUAUCGACGUGUUGAAUGUGGACUGCAGUGGUUGCGAAUACAAUUUAAUUCCAGCUUUGUCCGAAAAGGAAUUUGAAGCCAUUCCGACCAUUAUGGGUGGUGUCCACUGGGGCUACAUUCCUACUUCCAAAUUGCCUUCAUCCGAACGUGCUAAACUGACCCAUCAACGACUAUGCUCACAUGAGAAUGUCGCCCAUCGCACCAAGGAGUGCUGCGCUUUUCCAGACAUGCCCGUCCAAUCUAGUGUCCCAGGUGAAGUCUUGGUCAAGGAUGAAAGUAAGAGUGGGAAGGAUCGUCUCCAAAGCCAAUCGACUGUCAUGGAUGUAGUCAUCGAUGGCUUAUGUGAUAAUUUUGACAAAUGGGCAGAAGAGCAUCACUUGUAUACGGUGCCUGACGAUUGGGGAUGGUUCGAACUGACUAGUCGAGCAGCAGUCUAA